AUGGGGGAAUUUAAUCCUCAUGUGCUGGAGAUGGAUGGAGAUGUUAUUCUUGGAGGGCUCUUCCCUCUGCAUUAUGUAGCUCCAGAACCUGAUUAUGUUUUUACAGACCGACCACAGGUUAAGAGCUGUAGUAGCUUUGACCUGAGGGCGUUCCGCUGGGUCCAGACCAUGGUGUUUGCCAUUGAGGAGAUAAACAGGAACCCCAGGCUUUUGCCAGGUGUGAUGCUGGGCUAUCGGAUUCUGGACAGCUGUGAUCAUGUACACACUAGUCUACAGAGUGCAUUCUCUUUGGUAAAUGGAUCUUUUACCUCUCAGACAGAGAGCUCUGCAAUCAGGAGCGUUCCUUGCCUCUCUAAAGCUCCUGUUCCUGCAAUCAUAGGCCUGGCAUCCUCUUCCCCAACCCGAGCUGUAGCCCAAACUUUUGGGCCUUUUCAGAUCCCUAUGAUCAGCUACUUUGCGACUUGCACAUGUCUGAGUGAUAAGAACGUGUACCCAACUUUCCUCCGCACUGUUCCCAGUGAUGUUUUCCAGGUGCAGGCUCUGGUGCAGCUGAUGGCCCAUUUUAACUGGCGCUGGGUAGGCACAAUUGGCACAGAGGAUGACUAUAGCCGCUAUGGUAUCCAGGCCUUUACUGAGCAGCUGGAAGAAUGGGGUGGUUGCGUGGCUUUUCACCGCACCAUCCCUGAUUCACCCACACCAAAACAGAUCAGUGUCAUUAUUGAUGCCCUGGUUGCCUCCAUGGCCCGAGUUAUUGUGGUUUUUGCCUCAGAAGUUCAACUUCUAGAGCUCCUUUCAGAGGUGGCUCUGAGGAACUUGACAGGCUGGCAGUGGGUUGCCAGUGAAUCCUGGGUAGCUGCCAGUGUUCUUACUGCCCCUGUGUUUCAGCAUGUGUUAUCUGGGACCCUGGGAUUUUCCUUUAGGGGUGCAAAUAUCUCUGGACUGUCUGAGUUUCUUCUGAGAGUACGCCCCUCAAAUAACCCAGGAUCAGCCUUCACUAAAAUGUUCUGGGAAGAACAGUUCAACUGCCGGCUGGAUUAUGGCAACAGUGAGGAUUUGGACAGGCCACUUUGUACUGGCUUGGAGAAUCUGGAGCAGGUUGAAAGCAGCUACACCAGUGUGACUCCGGUGAGGGUUUCAUAUAAUGUUUAUAAGGCAGUGUAUGCCAUUGCUCAUGCUCUGCACCACCUACUACAGUGCACAUCUAUAACACAGGCCUCUAACCAGAGAAGCUGUAACACUGGGGCAGAAUUCACACCUGUACAGUUGCUUUAUUUCCUGAGGAGAGUGAACUUCACAAACCAGUUUGGAGAAAAGGUUUAUUUUGAUGAAAAUGGAGAGCCAGUACCUGUCUAUGACAUCAUAAACUGGCAGAAAAAUGGACGAGGUGGAAUCAGGUUUAAAAAAGUUGGCAGUUAUGACGGUUCAGCCCCCAAAUGGCAGCAGCUAAACAUGGACAUGGACUUGAUAGAGUGGACAGGAGGGCAGAGUCAGGUGCCUAUGUCACUGUGCACAGCCCCCUGUCCUCCUGGGACUCGACAGGCCACACGACCAGGCCAACCCAUCUGCUGUUUUGACUGUCUGCCUUGCACUGAUGGAGAGUUCACCAAUACAUCAGGAGCCACAGAAUGUAUCCGGUGUCCUCUGUACUACUGGUCUAAUGCUGAGCGUGUGGCUUGUGUGGCAGGAAUAGAGGAAUUCCUUUCCUUUCAGGAAAUCAUGGGUGUCAUUCUUGUUACCCUGUCCCUCCUGGGAGUUGCUGCAGCAACUGCUGUCUCUGUAAUCUUCUUCCUCUUCAGAUCCACACCUAUAGUCAAAGCCAACAAUUCAGAGCUGAGUUUCCUGCUUUUGCUGUCACUGAAACUCUGCUUUCUCUGUUCACUGGUAUUUCUGGGCCGGCCUUCAAUGUGGUCCUGUCAGGCCCGACAGGCAGCGUUUGGCAUCAGUUUUGUCCUUUGUAUCUCCUGCAUUCUGGUCAAAACCAUUGUGGUGCUGCUGGCUUUCCAUUCCACCAUGCCUGGCUCCAGUUCCCUCAAACGAUUUGGCCCUCCUCAGCAAAGAGCAUUUAUUGUCAGUUGCACUGCAGGCCAAGCCAUACUCUGUAUUAGCUGGUUGGCAUUAGCACCUCCUUACCCUUUUAAGAACACAUCUUACCAGGGUGGACGGAUCAUACUGGAGUGUAAGGAUGUCUGGCCUCUGGGAUUCUACUUGGUACUUGGUUAUAUCGGUCUCCUCUCCUGUGUUUGCUUCAUUCUGGCCUUUUUGGGACGGAAUCUUCCAGGUACAUUUAACGAGGCCAAGUUAAUCACAUUCAGCAUGCUGAUCUUUUUUGCUGUUUGGAUCUCAUUCAUACCUGCAUACAACAGCACCCCAGGGAAAUACACAGUAGCAGUGGAAGUAUUUGCCAUCCUGGCCUCCACUUUUGGCUUGCUUAUCUGUAUUUUUGCUCCUAAAUGUUACAUUAUACUGCUGAGGCCUGAACUUAAUACCAAAAAAGGAAUGACUGGAAAAACCUAA
This is a messenger RNA of Hemibagrus wyckioides, 2514 nucleotides long. RefSeq names its product extracellular calcium-sensing receptor-like. Gene Ontology annotation, cellular component: membrane. The record is from RefSeq and is a predicted model, not a curated record. Gene Ontology annotation, biological process: G protein-coupled receptor signaling pathway. The transcript has 6 exons. Gene Ontology annotation, molecular function: G protein-coupled receptor activity. The coding region runs from base 1 to 2514 and encodes 837 amino acids. NCBI's taxonomy places the organism in Eukaryota, Metazoa, Chordata, Actinopteri, Siluriformes, Bagridae.